Molecule: messenger RNA, 927 nt
Organism: Fomitopsis serialis
Lineage: Eukaryota; Fungi; Basidiomycota; Agaricomycetes; Polyporales; Fomitopsidaceae
Exons: 5
Coding region: 163-669 (168 amino acids)
Source: RefSeq, a predicted model, not a curated record
GGUAUGAAGUCUGCACGCUCUCGCUCAAUAGCGGCCCUGCGUAUUCGAUAUAUAGGUAAGCCCACCCACCAUUCUCCAGAUGCUAUGUGCUCGUAGACCUAUUGCAGUUGUAUGUGAAGUCGACGUCUUUCCGUGCUGAUCGCUGAGAGGGUAUUACCAGUGAUGAUGGGCGCGCGGGCUGCGUCGCUGUUGUCGGACGGCAUGGUGUUGGUGCUCACAGCCGUGAAGACGUUUUGGAUCAAGAAGCACACGUCGAUCUCGAGGGGAACGAUGAUCACAGAUAUCAUGCUCAGAGACACGCUGCUAUACUUCGCUUUGCUCUGUGUCGUCAAUGUCAUCGGUCUGGUCACCGGGCACUUGACGACUGACAUCGCCGGCGUUUUGUGUACAUGCGAGUUCAUCGAGGUCUGGCAGCUGUGGUCAUGCAUCCUGAACUCGGUGCUGCUGUCGCGUUUGACGUUGGAUCUGAGGGGCGCGGCUCCGGGGUUGGAUUCGUCGAUGACGACCGCUACGCGGAGCGGCUCCGUGCGGCCGGAUGGGGAUACGCAAGAGUCGGAGGCCAUCGAGUUGGACACGGAGGUGUCGGCGAUGUGGAUGGGUUCCCGCUCUGCUACGGGUGUCGGUGGCUUGGAGACUGCAGAUGCACCUCAAAAUGCGGGGAGCCCGUAACGGCCGGAUGCUCCUUCUCGCGCAGAUUGUGUAUAGUAAUACUCCGACAGUCGCUAUUGACUGUUGUCAGGCUUGAAUCUGUCUGCAGAUCGGCUUCUCACGCGCACCCACAUAAGUAUGUAUGAUACUUUUCAUGACUCGUUGUCCCAGAACGUCUUUCUCGUACUGCAUGUACUUAUAGUACCGGGCCUGGGCGCCCUACCCUGCAUCGAAUCUCUACCGCUCGACGCUCUCCCAGGCUCUCGCUCGUACGCCCGC